Molecule: messenger RNA, 2464 nt
Organism: Macadamia integrifolia
Lineage: Eukaryota; Viridiplantae; Streptophyta; Magnoliopsida; Proteales; Proteaceae
Product: B3 domain-containing transcription factor ABI3-like
Exons: 7
Coding region: 130-2172 (680 amino acids)
Molecular function (GO): DNA-binding transcription factor activity; DNA binding
Source: RefSeq, a predicted model, not a curated record
AGAGAUCCAAACCACUCUGGUUUGUGGUUUCUAUAAAAACCCAUAUCUGUGGGCAAAAGAAGAACAGAACCCAUCAAGGGUUUUUUCAGUUUUUCACUCUUCAAAGCCAUUCUGGGAAAAGGACGAAAAAUGGAGGAGGACAUGCAAAUGCAUGAAGCAGCAGAGAGACAUCUACAUGGGCUGGAGAGAGUUAAAUCUGUUGGUGAUCAAGACCCUAAUUUCAUCCCUCUCAAAGUCGAAGUUGAAGAAGAAGACACAGAUUUGUGGCUUGAUAGAGACCCCGCAGGAGAUCUACUUGGGGUUGAUGGGGGUGAUGAACCCUCCAUCUUCUACGCUGAUGACUUCCCUCCUCUCCCUGAUUUCCCAUGCAUCUCAUCUUCCUCUUCGUCAACGCCUUCGAAUCCUCCACCAGCUGAGCCACCGGUUAAUGACGGUGCAUGUCGGUCUUCGUCCUCAUCUUCAUCUUCAUCGUCUUCCUCAACUUCUUCAUCACCGGCUUCAUGGACUAUGUUCAAAUCAGAUGCGGAAGGGAUUGUAGAGGAAAAAAGAAAUAACCAAAUGGAUGCAACAGUGCAAAAACCACCCUUGUUACGGUCGCCGGAUUCAAUGGAGAUCCCACCGCUAUUCGAUCCUCAGACCGACGUGGACUGCAUCAACGUCAUGCAAGAGCUUGGAGACAUGGACCUCAUUUGGGAAGAACCCAAUUCUAUAUUCCCACCUGAAGAAGAACAGCAAGAGCAGCAGAAGAAAGAGGAGGGUCCACAAGAUGAUGAAGGGCCAUCGGAAGAUCUAGGGACUGUGUUCUUAGAGUGGCUGAAAUCGAACAAAGAAUCAAUCUCUGCUGAGGAUCUGAGAAGUAUCAAGCUUAAGAGAUCUACGAUCGAAUGUGCGGCUAAACGCCUAGGCGGUGGCAAGGAAGGGAUGACUCAGUUGCUAAAACUCAUCCUCCUGUGGGUACAGACUCAUCACCUUCACAAGAGUCGCAUGCAACCUUACCACCCACAACAAUUUUUCCAGAACCCUAAUCCUACCACCCAUGUUCCAGAUUCUCACCUUUGCUUAUCCUCUUCCACCCCUUGGAUUCCCCAUGAACAACCCUUCUAUGCCAAUCCAACGGCAAAUGUAGGGUUUCCUUCCCUUCCUCCUAUGCUAGGCUACAUGGGAGACCCUGGUUUUUCUUAUCCUAUGAUCGACAGUACAGCAACUUGGCAUCAUCCUUCACUUCCUACUCCUCCACAUUUCAGUUUAUAUAAUUCAUAUAGAGAUCCACAUCUUAUUCCUGCACAGCCACCGCUGCAAGUGUUCGGCUCCUCCGGCAACUGUGGGAACCAGUACUCAUCAGGUGCUCCACAAAUGGUGGUGCAAGGGAAUGGAGAGAGGCUGGUGAAGAUGGGUUUAUCGGCAACAAAAGAAGCCAGGAAGAAUAGAAUGGCUCGGCAGAGACGGUUCCUCUCACAUCACCGUAGCCAGAAUCAUUUCCAUCACCAGCGUCAGCAUUCCAGUACUACUGAGCAGCUUGCAAGGCUUGCUACUGAUGCUAAUUGCACCACUUCAAGCCAUGACAACCCUGGGGCUAAUCGGGUGUUCCGGCACUCUACUGCAGCUGCCACCAUCACAGCUGAUAUGGCACCUCCAUCUUCAGAUCGGCCAAUUCUGCAACCACAUCAACAGCGACAGUCCACUUCAGAAAGGCCUCAGGGAUGGAAGCUACCGGACAUGAACUUGAGAUUUUUGCUGCAGAAAGUGUUGAAACAAAGCGAUGUGGGUAAUCUUGGGAGGAUAGUAUUGCCAAAAAAGGAAGCAGAAACACAUCUGCCCGAGUUGGUAGCAAGAGAUGGGAUCUCCAUCGCCAUGGAAGAUAUCGGAACCUCUCGCAUAUGGAAUAUGCAUUAUAGAUUCUGGCCUAACAACAAAAGCAGGAUGUAUCUUCUUGAGAAUACAGGAGAUUUUGUGCGGUCUAAUGGCCUCCAAGAGGGUGAUUUCAUAGUUAUCUACUCAGAUGUAAAAUGUGGCAAAUAUAUGAUACGAGGAGUGAAGGUACCACAACCGGGAUCUAAAAUGGUGUCAAAAAGGGCAGGGAAGCUGCAAAGAAACCCACAUGGAACCCUACUCUCCCCGGCUGGUGACGGCGACCCCACUUUAUCUUCUCCCAUCAAAGAAGCAGUGACCUAAGAGGAAGGAACGACAUGUGAUUCUCAUCACUUAUUUUGUAUUGAUGGAGGCUGCAACAGAAAAGGAUUUAGGAAAGAAUUUGUAAACUGGGUAUUGGAAGCCAAUGAUCUAUAUAUAACAUAGUUGUACUAACUGAGACUUCAAGAAUUUACACUCACUGUGACCCUUGCAGUCUAGGGUUUUUACAUCUUUUUUUCAAAUGUAUUAUGUUCAUGUAAGGAGGAGAGAUUGGAUAUAGAAGGGCCAAUAGGUAUUUAAUCCAAAAUAUUUCAAUGGGAUAAAUUGAUUUUUG